AUGCCAAGACCGGGCCCAAGACCGUACGAGUGUGUUAGAAGAGCUUGGCACAGCGAUAGGCACCAACCCAUUAGGGGAUCUGUUAUUCAAGAAAUUUUCAGGGUUAUGAAUGAGGUUCAUUGUUCAGCUACAAGGAAGAACAGAGAGUGGCAGGAGAAGCUCCCCAUUGUUGUCUUCAAAGCUGAAGAAAUUAUGUACUCUAAAGCCAACUCUGAGGCUGAGUAUUCAGACUUUAAAACCCUUUGGGAGAGAGUAAACGACGCCGUUAACACCAUAAUUCGAAGAGACGAGAGUGCUGAAACUGGCGAAGCAUUUCUGCAGCCUUGUAUUGAAGCGGCACUGCAUUUGGGAUGCACCCCUAGUAGAGCAUCAAGAAGCCAGAGAAAUGACUCUCCAAGACAUUACCUUAGGCCUGAAACUUCAGGAAAGACCUCUGUCCUCAUUCCAAAUGACAGCUUGAGCACUAAACCUCAUGGGAAUCGUGAAACAAUAAGACCCCUCUUGAUCGAUCACAACCCACAAUUAUCCACGCGUCCCUUGAGUUCCUGCUUCAAAGGUGAUCAGAACCAUAUUCAUAACAUAAAAUCUAAUUCUGGUAAGAAAAAUCCCAUCGUUGGUCCGAGUGAUUGCCAAUACCGAGCAAAUUCCCCAGCAUCGUGGUCUGUCUACCCAUUGUUCUACUAUAAUAAUAGUAAUAAUAGUUGUCCAAUUCAGCCUGAGGAGCUGAAGCUUUGCUCCUCGAGACCGUUCAAUUCAAGUUCUCAUCUUGAUGCACCGGAUUUUAUUAUUGGGUCCAAUCACGAAAGCAAUUUGAGCGCUGUACGAGGGAUGGAAUGCGAUUUGACUCUGCGCUUGGGCUCUCCAGUGGCCUCAUGUGAUGGUAUUAGGCAUAAUUGGUCCUCUCAAGAUAGAAGCAAGCAGACUAGACGUGAAGAAAUCCAAGUACCACCUUGGCAAAUGAGCAGACACUUUCUCCCUCACUCGGGCUGA
Molecule: messenger RNA, 990 nt
Organism: Striga hermonthica
Lineage: Eukaryota; Viridiplantae; Streptophyta; Magnoliopsida; Lamiales; Orobanchaceae
Source: the annotation of a GenBank genome assembly